AAAAAGAUGCAAGGUGGAGAAGAAGUAAGCAUAGAAGAGCUCGCUUCCAAUCUCUCCACUUACAAACAACAGCUUCAUCAGGUUAGAGAGCUUUUAGUUGAUGAUCCUUAUAAUUCUGAGUAUGCGGACAUGGAGAAGGAGCUUAAGGAGGUGAUCCUUUCUUAUGAUUAUUUGUAUUAGGUUGCAUUUUUCAUUUAUUCUUAAAUUAAAUAUUUUUCUCCUUGUAUUUGAGUUUAUCUGGGCAUUUACUGUGAAUAAUUAUUUAUUUUUUGGAAACAGUCGACAUCCUCUCUAGUGGUCACAAAGUAGAGUAUAGGUGUUUCCUUAUGGGUGUUGGGUAGAUUUAUCAAUUGAGCCUCUAGGUGUUUUUGAUGCAAUUGCCUUUCUUCUUUUUAUCUCUGCCUACUCUCUCUUGAAGGAUUCAACAUGUUGCUCAAACAAGCAACAUUGUUUAGCUGCUAAUGGCUCCCGUGGGGAUUUGUUUUCAUUUCAGGGUUGAUAAGGUGAGGGUGGUUUUCAUACUAACUUGAGUUCAUAUGUUGCAGAAAUAUGGGCUGUAUGGAGAUAUUAUUUAAAAGAAAUAAAAAUAUUGGAGCUAUUUGUAAAACUUAGAAGUUCAUCAAGAUGCCCAUCACUUCUAUCUUGGUUCAUUUGCAGGUGUGCUAUGUGUCGUGAUGGCCAGCCCGCCUCUCUGCCUGACCUGAUUUGAGAUGUUCACACUGAGAUUCUAAGUUCGAAGUUUUAUGAAGAUUGGCAUUUAUAAUUGUGAAGAUUAUUGUUUAUUUUUUUGCUGGCUAACAAUGUCAAAUUGCAGGUCAUUGCUCUAACUGAGGAGCUCCUUGCAACUGCAAAGCAGAAUGAGAUUCCUGGAUCAGAUAUUGGGACAGGAACUAGUGAAUCCCCUAUUUUGCCCCAACCUAAGGUAUCGACAAGCAUCUCUGAUGAACAUGAGAAGUUCCCUAUUGGUGCAAAAGUUCAAGCUGUAUAUAGUGAAGAUGGGGAGUGUUAAAUGUGUAGGUAUGAUGCAACGAUUGAGGGGCAUACUCCAAAUGGAUAUUUUGUUUCCUAUGAUGAGUGGGGGAAUAAGGAAGAGUGGAUGGUAUUUUCCUGACAGUUGGUUAUCCCAGGUGGAUCCUGCCAAUGUAAGACUGAUAGAGUUCAAUGCUUUACUGGAAGCUGAAAAAGUUGCUGAAGCUACAAAACAAGCUAUCAAAAGGAAGAUUGCACAAGCUGCUUCCGUUGACUUUCAGUCCCGAAGUUUGCCAGCAAAGCUUCGUAUAAAUCCAGAUGACACAGAGGAAGUGAAAGCUGCCAAGCGAAAGAAGAUACAUUCUUUUAAAUCGAAAAUGCGUUUUGAGCAACUGGAGGUUGUACAGAAUAAGCGGCAAAAUGCAUGGCAGCAGUUCCAGACUACUAAAGGCAGCUCUAAAAAGAUUGGUUUCUUCUCAGGGCGCAAGCGAGAGAGUAUUUUCAAGUCUCCUGACGACCCCAAUGGUAAGGUUGGUGUGACUGGAAGUGGGAAAGGAUUGACGGAGUUCCAGAGGAGGGAGAAGCACUUGCAUCUCAAAGGUGGAGUUGCUGAAACUGAUGAUUAGACUUUUGAGUUUCAAUUUUUUUUUCUUUUGUUCUCUUAAGUGAAACUUCAUUAGUUGUGCUUUUUGUCAUUUGAUUCAGUAGUAUGGGCGGUGGUUUAAGUGCUGUAAUCACAUAGGCGUAUGUAUUGACAUUUAGUGCAUGGCAUGUCUUUGUUACCCAUUGGCAAAUGUUUGGGAUCAUAACUACGUUCUGUUAUGCCUAAAUUAGUUUUAUUUCUACA
This is a messenger RNA of Ricinus communis (castor bean), 1816 nucleotides long. RefSeq names its product survival of motor neuron-related-splicing factor 30. The coding region runs from base 858 to 1595 and encodes 245 amino acids. The record is from RefSeq and is a predicted model, not a curated record. Gene Ontology annotation, cellular component: nucleus. NCBI's taxonomy places the organism in Eukaryota, Viridiplantae, Streptophyta, Magnoliopsida, Malpighiales, Euphorbiaceae. The transcript has 7 exons.